Messenger RNA from Stomoxys calcitrans (stable fly), 345 nucleotides. Its product is annotated as ctenidin-1-like. The transcript has a single exon. NCBI's taxonomy places the organism in Eukaryota, Metazoa, Arthropoda, Insecta, Diptera, Muscidae. Bases 1 to 345 code for a protein of 114 amino acids. The record is from RefSeq and is a predicted model, not a curated record.
AUGGGCAAAUUUUUCAUUGUUGGCAUUUUAGUUGUAUUCAGUGCUUUGUGUGUGUGUAAUGCCCAAUAUCGAGGAGGUGGUGGUGGAGGUCUAUAUGGCGGUGGGGGUGGUGGAGGUGGUUCUCUAGGAGGCGGAGGUGGCGGUGGAGGUCCUAUAGGCGGUGGUGGCGGCGGACCCUUUGGAGGAGGUGGUGGUGGCGGAGGAUCCUAUGGAGGAGGUGGUGGCGGCGGCCCUUUUGGUGGUGGAGGUGGUGGUAACUAUGGAGGCGGUGGUGGAGGACGCUAUGGAGUCGGUGGUGGCAGAGGAUAUAAUGGCGGCAGAAAAAGAGUCAGCCCUCGGCUCUAG